Messenger RNA from Drosophila mojavensis, 973 nucleotides. It is a transcript of the gene ND-30, whose product is annotated as NADH dehydrogenase [ubiquinone] iron-sulfur protein 3, mitochondrial. NCBI's taxonomy places the organism in Eukaryota, Metazoa, Arthropoda, Insecta, Diptera, Drosophilidae. The record is from RefSeq and is a predicted model, not a curated record. Gene Ontology annotation, molecular function: NADH dehydrogenase (ubiquinone) activity. The transcript is spliced from 3 exons. Bases 94 to 897 code for a protein of 267 amino acids.
ACACUGGCUUUUUGACGUUUUGUUAUUACAUAAAGUGUCAAAUAUUCAGUGAAUUAUUGGAUUUGCACUGAAAUAUUUGAUUUAAUCGAGCGUAUGGCCGCAUUAAUUAGAAAUUUGGGUGCCAGAAUUGCUUCUGCCGCUUUGACGGCCAAGCAUGUGGUACCCGCUGGAACAGCUGCCUUCCGUAUGCAAAGUACUGCGCCAGUUGAUGCCAAAGCAGCAGAAAAACCCACUGUACGCAAACCGGAUGCAGCUGCUCGCUCCAGCCUGUCUGAAUUUGGCCGAUACGUUGCCGAAUGCAUGCCCAAGUACGUUCAGAAGGUGCAAUUGACUUCUGGUGAUGAACUGGAGGUGCUGAUUGCUCCCGAGGGUGUUGUACCGGUACUACAGUUUCUGAAGGAUCAUCAUCAAGCACAGUUUACUAACCUGGUGGACAUCGCAGGUGUGGAUGUGCCGUGUCGCAAGUAUCGCUUCGAAGUUGUCUACAACAUUUUGUCGCUUCGUUAUAAUGCUCGUAUUCGGGUUAAGACCUACACCGAUGAGCUAACUCCCCUCGACUCGGCUUGUGAAGUUCACAAGGCAGCCAAUUGGUAUGAGCGCGAGAUUUGGGACAUGUAUGGUGUCUUCUUUGCCAAUCAUCCAGAUUUACGUCGUAUCCUUACCGAUUACGGAUUCGAGGGCCAUCCACAGCGUCGCGACUUCCCAUUGUCCGGCUAUGUUGAGUUGCGCUAUGAUGAUGAGAAGAAACGCGUUGUUUGCGAACCCUUGGAGUUGGCACAGGAAUUCAGAAAGUUCGAUCUAUCGGCACCAUGGGAGCAGUUUCCUAACUUCCGUAACGCAAACCCACCAGCCGAGGUGGUGCAGCCAGCUAAGGCUGCCGCUGGUGCUAAGAAGUAAGCGAUUCGAUGUGAGCCUUGUUAAAUGGUAAUUAUAUAGAAAACUAUCAAUAAAAAUGAUAUGUAGAAAUUGUAAA